This is a messenger RNA of Coregonus sp. 'balchen', 22615 nucleotides long. NCBI's taxonomy places the organism in Eukaryota, Metazoa, Chordata, Actinopteri, Salmoniformes, Salmonidae. The record is from the annotation of a GenBank genome assembly.
AUGGAAUAUAAGGGAUUCUCGUUCUCUGCCUCGAAUUUCUUCCUGGCUUUGUUUCUUUUCCUGCUGCGCACCAGCUAUGGAGACGUGACCUAUUCUUUUCCGGAAGAGAUGAAACGCGGAUCUGUGAUCGGGAAUAUAGGCAAGGAUCUCGGAUUGGAUCCAAAACGACUGUCCGUUCGAAAAGCUCGCCUAGAAAUGGAUGGUAGUAGCACACUCUAUUGUGACAUUAACCUAAUCACUGGCGACCUGAUUGUUGCUGAGAGAAUGGACAGGGAGCAGCUCUGUGGCAGAAGGGUUUCGUGUGUAUUGAAAUAUGAAAUGGUGCUCGAGAAUCCUUUAGAAUUACACCGCGUCGUUCUUCAGAUACAAGAUAUUAAUGACAAUUCACCACAAUUCGCGAACGAUCGUAUUACGUUUGAGAUCAGAGAAUCGGCAGCUAAAGGCGCCCGAUUUGUGGUUAAUCAGGCUCACGAUGCAGAUAUAGGACUGAACGCCGUUCAAAGGUACACACUACAAAGGAACAGCCAUUUCAGUUUGGCAUUGCAUACCAAUCCUGGUGGGGUAAAAUAUGGCGAGUUAGUAUUAGAGAAAGAACUGGAUAGAGAAAAAGAGCAGGAGGUGACGUUAUUACUUACUGCGGUUGAUGGUGGGACUCCACAGAGAUCUGGUACUGUAGUUAUACACGUUACUGUGCUGGAUGCUAAUGACAAUAUUCCAGUGUUUAGGCAGAACGUUUAUAAGGUCAGUCUGCCCGAAAAUUCUCCCUUUGGCACUGUAGUAGUUACUGUAAGCGCCACAGAUGCUGACGAGGGACAAAAUGGGGACGUGAUGUAUGAAUUCGGCCCCAUCUCUAAUGAAUUGAAUGACUUGUUUUCUCUUGACCCCAAAACUGGAGACAUCAGCAUAGCAGGACAGGUGGAUUUCGAAAAGGAGUCGAUAUAUGAAUUGAGUAUCCAAGCCAAAGAUGGCUCAGGUUUGACAUCCUUUGCCAAUGUGGUCAUAGAAAUUAAAGAUGUGAAUGACAAUGCACCAAUAAUAUAUAUCAAAUCCCUUAGCAAUCCAAUCCCUGAGAAUGUUUUACUUGGUACAGAGGUGGGCAUCAUUAAUGUACAGGAUAAAGACUCUGGGGGAAAUAGACAGGUCCGCCUCUCCAUUCAACAAAAUGUUCCAUUCAAAUUAAACCCCUCGAUCAAAAACUAUUAUUCUCUGGUAACAACUAGUGAACUAGACCGUGAGAUAAUAUCAGAUUAUAUCAUAAAUAUCACUGCCACUGACGAGGGGUCUCCACCCUUAUCCUCCUCAAAGACUAUUCAUUUAUCUGUGUCAGACGUGAAUGACAACCCACCUGUGUUUGAAGAACAAUGCUACAGCUCCUAUGUGACUGAGAAUAACAAGCCUGGCUCCUCUAUGUGUUCUGUUACUGCCAGAGACCCAGACUGGAGACAGAACGGCACAGUGGUCUAUUCUCUAUUGCCCAGUGAGGUCAACGGUGUUCCGGUGUCCUCAUUUUUAUCCAUCAACGGAGACACGGGGGUGAUCCAUGCUGUGAGAGCAUUUGAUUAUGAGCAGUUUAGGAGCUUCAAAGUCCACGUUGUAGCCAGAGACAAUGGUUCUCCUCCACUCAGCAGUAACGUGACUGUGAAUGUCUUCAUAACAGAUGAGAAUGAUAACUCUCCCCAGAUAUUAUACCCUGCUCCAGCAGGAAACUCCUUAAUGACUGAGAUGGUCCCCAAAGCUGCUCUGGCGGGGUCCCUGAUUUCCAAGGUGAUAGCUGUGGAUGCUGACUCUGGACAGAAUGCGUGGCUUUCAUAUCAGAUCGUAAAAUCGACUGAUCCGGGAAUUUUCACUAUUGGUCUCCACAGCGGAGAGAUCAGGGCACAGCGGGACAUUUCUGAAUCUGACAGUAUGAAGCAGAACCUUGUUAUAUCAGUGAAAGAUAACGGACAGCCCUCUCUCUCUACAACCUGUGAUGUAUAUUUACUCAUAUCAGACAACUUGGCUGAAGUUCCAGAACUGAAAGACAUUACUUAUGAGGACAGUUCCAAUCUAACUUCCUAUCUGAUCAUUGCACUGGUCUCUGUCUCCACCUUUUUUCUGACUUUCAUUAUUCUCAUCUUGGCCGUGAGGUUCUGUCGGAGGAGAAAGCCUAGAAUUAUGUUUGAUGGAGCAGUUGCCAUUCCCAGCGCGUAUUUCCCUCCCAACUAUGCAGAGGUGGACGGAGCUGGAACUCUGCGUAGUUCUUAUAAUUAUGAUGCAUACCUGACAACGGGCUCACGCACCAGUGACUUCAAGUUUGGCAGAUCUUAUAAUGACAGCACGCUGCUGGCUGAUCAGACACUGAAGAAGAAUCUAAAUGAACCUUUUGGAGAAAACAUAAUCACGUCCAACACCGUGGGUGAUUGUGAGGUGAGAUUUCACAGCAUGUGAAAAACUGAAAUGCUUUUGAUCCAGUUGUGCAUAUAUGAAGCUGUGUAACUAUCCAUGUGCAUAUAUCCUAUGAAGCAGUGUAACUAUCGUUUUGCAUACCCUAUGAAGCUCUGUAACUUUCGUUGUGCAUACACCAUGAAGCUCUGUAACUAUCGCUGUGCAUACCCCAUGAAGCUGUGUAACUAUCGUUGUGCAUACCCCAUGAAGCUGUGUAACUAUCGGUUUCUUGUUGAUCUUGUGCUCUUUUCAUAGUUAAAGUUUUUAGUUAUGUAGCCUAUUCAUACUUCUUCCCCCUCUUCUUGCUAUAUCAUUAUUCUCAGUUGUAGGCUAAUCUUAUUUCACAAGUGUUUACUCUUUGUACCUCGAAACGGCUUCUCUCUAAUUUGAUUCAGUGCCAUUUUGUCACUAAUAUUCUGAGAAUGUAUUCAUACCAACCAUCAUCCGAUUUCAAUGUGACCCAGUAGCCAACAACACAGGUAGGCCAGUUUCAGCACCAUGGACAGCGCCCCUUUCGGCAUUUAGUCUGUCUCCACACUGCAAACAAAAACUGCAAUGAGUGAAAGGCGUGAGAUAUGUUUGAAUACGUAAGUUAAUUUUGAAUGCAUAUUUUUUUUCCUGUAAUGAUAUUUGGAAAUACUUUGUGGACUUUAUAUUUUGAAGGUUGCGGUUACUUUACGUUGUUUAUCAGGCCAAACAGCAUUUGAUUCGAUUUAAAUGUUGUUGCCUCGUAUGGGCUCAGCUAGGACGGCAAGAGGUUCGUUGAAAAUUCAGUUUUCAAGAACAUGCAUUUAGAACGGUAUUUUUUGACAUAAUGUGAUAUUUAAAAUUUUAUCUAUGAACAUAAUUUACCCCUGCAUAGUUUUGUUUUCGAAUGCGUGGCAGCCUUUCCUCGAUAAAUUUGGUUGUAGACUUAAACAUGCUUUUCUGCAGUUUUGUGAAACUACACGUAGUGUCGCUAUUCACCAGCAAUAGCUUUUAAGUAUUUCUCUCCACCCAUUUGUAUAAUUUAAAGGGAGGAGACCUCAUAUUUUCAGUGUAAGGGAAGUCGCUUGCUUAACAUGUUAUAGGCUAGUGGAUUUAGCUUUCAGCCGUUAUGGACGUUUGUUUGGUUGGAUAGCGCUAUAAUUUACCACACCAUUGCAUCGGGAAUACGUUGUAUUAACUGAAAAUGGAAUGCAAAGGAUUCUCUGCCUCGAUGUUCUGCAUGGCUUGGUUUAUUUUCCUACUGCCUACCAGCUAUGGAGACGUGACCUAUUCUGUUCCGGAGGAGCUGAAAAGCGGAUCUGUGAUCGGAAAUAUAGCCAAGGAUCUGGGGCUGGAUGCAAAACGAAUAAUGUAUCGAAAAGCUUGCUUAGACGCUGAUGGUAGCAGGAAACGCCAUUGUGAAAUCGAUCUGAAUACUGGUGAUUUGGUCGUUGCUGAAAUAAUGGAGAGGGAACACCUUUGCGGUAGAAGGAUUUCAUGCAACCUAAAAUAUGAGAUGGUUCUGGAGAAUCCUUUAGAAUUACAUAACAUAAUUCUGCAGGUACAAGAUAUUAAUGAUAAUGCUCCACAAUUCUUGGAAGAUGUGAUGCAGUUGGAUAUCACAGAGUCAGCGGUUAAAGGGGCUCGGUUUGCGGUUAACCAGGCUCAUGAUGCAGAUAUAGGGCUGAAUUCUGUUCAAAGCUACACAAUACAAAAGAACGACCAUUUUAGUCUGGCGGUUCAUACCAUUCCCGGUGGGGGGAAGUAUGGCGAGUUAGUGUUAGAGAAGGAAUUAGAUCGAGAACAACAACAGGAGGUAACAUUAUUACUUACUGCGGUUGACGGUGGGACUCCACAGAGAUCUGGUACUGUAGUUAUACACGUUACUGUGUUGGAUGCUAACGAUAAUAAACCAGUGUUUAGCCAGAAUGUCUAUAAGGUCAGUGUACCUGAAAAUUCUCCAAUAGGGUCAUUAGUGGUUACCGUGACGGCAACAGAUGCAGACGAGGGGGCAAAUGGAGAGGUGACGUACGGAUUUGGCUCCAUCUCAGAUGAAGUGUAUCAAUUAUUUUCCCUUAAUCCCAAAACAGGUGAUAUUAAUGUAGCUGGAUUUCUGGAUUACGAAAAUGAGUCAAUUUAUGAAUUAAGUAUUCAAGGCAAAGACAACUCAGGGCUGACGUAAUUUGUCAACGUAGUUGUUGAUAUUAAAGAUGUGAAUGAUAAUGCACCAAUAAUAUUUAUCAAAUCUCUUAACAAUCCCAUCCCUGAGAACGUGUUAGCUGGUACAGAGGUGGGUAUCAUUAAUGUACAGGAUAAAGACUCGGAGGGAAAUAGACAGGUCAGCUGCUCCAUUCAACAAAAUGUUCCUUUCAAACUAAACCCCUCAAUCAAAAACUAUUAUUCUCUGAUAACAACAGGUGAACUAGACCGUGAGAUAAUAUUAGAUUAUAACAUAACUAUCACUGCCACUGACGAGGGGUCUCCACCUUUAUCCUCCUCAAAGACUAUUCAUUUAUCUGUAUCAGACGUGAAUGACAAUCCACCUGUGUUUGAAGAACAAUCCUACAGCUCCUAUGUGACUGAAAAUAACAAGCCUGGCUCCUCAAUGUGUUCUGUUACUGCCAGAGACCCAGACUGGAGACAGAAAGGCACAGUGUCUAUUCUCUAUUGCCCAGUGAGGUCAACGGUGUUCGGGUGUCCUCAUUUUUAUCCAUCAACGGAGACACGGGGGUGAUCCAUGCUCUGAGAGCAUUUGAUUAUGAGCUGUUUAGGAGCUUCCAAUUCUACAUUGUAGCCAGAGACAAUGGUUUUCCUCCACUCAGCAGUAACGUGACUGUGAGUGUCUUCAUAACAGAUGAGAAUGAUAACUCUCCCCAGAUAUUAUACCCUGCUCCAGCAGGGAACUCCUUGAUGACUGAGCUCGUCCCCAAAGGUGCUCUGGUGGGGUCCCUGGUUUCCAAGGUGAUAGCUGUGGAUGCUGACUCUGGACAGAAUGCGUGGCUUUCAUAUCAGAUUGUGAAAUCGACUGAUCCGGGACUUUUCACUAUUGGUCUCCACAGCGGAGAGAUCAGGGCACAGCGGGACAUUUCAGAAUCUGACAGUAUGAAGCAGAACCUUGUAAUAUCAGUGACAGAUAAUGGACAGCCCUCUCUCUCUACAACCUGUGAUAUGUAUUUACUCAUAUCAGAUAGCUUGGCUGAAGUUCCAGAACUGAAAGACAUGGCUUAUGAGGACAGUUCGAAGCUAACUUCCUAUUUGAUCAUCGCACUGGUCUCUGUCUCCACCUUUUUCCUGACUUUCAUUAUUCUCAUCCUGGCCGUGAGGUUCUGCCAUAGGAGAAAGCCUCGAAUGAUGUUUGAUGGAGCAGUCGCCAUUCCCAGUGCAUAUUUCCCUCCCAACUAUGCAGAGGUGGACGGAGCUGGAACACUGCAUAGUUCUUAUAAUUAUGACGCAUAUCUGACAACGGGCUCAUGCACCAGUGACUUCAAGUUUUUCAGAUCUUACAAUGACAGCACGCUGCCUGCUGAUCCUACGCUAAAGAGGAAUCAAAUUGAGUGUUUGGGAGAAAGUAUAAUCACUCUUAACGAUGUGGGCGAGUCUGAGGUGAGAUAUGAAGCAUGCAUGUAAUAGUUCACAAAAAGCUUUAUGAUAUUCCAUAACAAUUGUCAUGCAUUGUCCUGUGACAGAUUUGGAUAAGGUCAUUAAGUUUUAAGUGACCAUAGCUAUAUGUUUUACUCUGAACUUCUAUUGUUAGUUAUGGUUGACACCACAUUGCUUACACUGAGAUAAGCUUGGCAUUAGGCCUUCAGCUGAUGACAUUGUUAAGUCGAGGACUCAGAUGUUGGAGAGUUGCAUUUACAGUAGAUCUUCUCUAUUUUGGGUUUUGAGAUCGGUACACUGUAAAAAUAUGAUUCUGGGGUGAAUUGAAAUGUACAAAAAAAGCAUAUACUUCAUAAAAAUGAGUUCAAGUCGUUUUAAUGAUUUGUUAAUUUAAUUUGACAAAAAAAUACAUACAUAUAUUUUAUGAGGAUGACCAAAUAAAUAGAAAAAUUGAGUGAUUUAAUUUACUACAUUUCAAUAAAUGGAGUAAAUUUUAAUAACAAUAAUAAUAUUUCUCUCAAUUUAAUAAUUUUAAGUUCUUGCAACAACCUGCCGGUUUUUAGAGGAUUGUGGGAAAUUCAACAUUUUAAUGACAGAGGCAAAUUCAUCAUCACACAAUAAUUGCAGUUCUACCUCCAGCUACUGCAGGUGGAUUGAACACUCAGCUCGACAUUGCCUGUCAAAGUGGAUUAAAAUGGUAAAUGAUCAAAUACAUUAAACAAUGUUAAACACCAAGUGUUUUUGAAAGACUAAUACUGUAUGUUGUGUUUACUAAAUAUUUGUGUGAUAUCAACUCAUAUUUAAUCAUGUUAUCAGUAAAUCCAACACAUUGUUAUGGCUUUUAUUAAUUCCCUGGAUUUACUUUAUUUGUGUAAAUCCAAACAAUUUAUUUAAAACAUUUAGUCAAAAACAUAGGAAGUUACAUCUACUAAUAAUAUUAAAUGUCUUCUUGUUGCCCUAAUUUUUAAAGUAGAUUCAACACUUCAUUUUGUACAGUGUACUAUAUAAGUACAUUCCUUUUUACUCCAUAUUUCUUUACCACUUCCUUCCUUACCAUGGUAUUUUAGCAUGCUGGGAAAUUCUUUCACUUAAAUAAUGUCUACCUCUCAUACAUCAAUAUUGUGUAGCAUACUUAUUGCCUAGCAUGGUUACUUAGCCUACGUUCUGUGAUCUAUUAGCCUACUUCUGUUAUUAGCCCUAAGUAAGUUUCAAGAGAACACGUUUCAGAACCUUGAUGUGGACAGCGCCACUGCAUUACACAGCAUUUAUAUGUGUGAUAUGAAGUUGGGUUGUGAAUACCAGUGAAUUAUUUGAUAGUGGACUACUUGUUAUUUCAGAUAAAGGCGUUUUGAUUUUUGUGUGAGAAGUGAAUCAAGUCUUUUGACAUUGGAUGAGUUGUUAUGGUGAAUUUAACUUUCGUUAUUUGAGAAUCAAUUGGGGCAGCUGAUGUGAGUAGGGGCAUAUAGGCUUAUUUCCUAGAGACUUUCAGUGUGUGCUUGCAUCUUUGUUUUACUAAACUAACAAAUAUUAUCAGUUGGUAACACUCAGGAAAGUUUUAUUCUCUGAUUUUUGUAGGCCGACUUGUGAUUGCAGUUUUGGAAAAGUACUCCAUGUGUCGCUAUUCACCAGCUAAAGCCAUAUUUCCCAAACCAUUCCUGCAGUAGGCUAUAGGCAAAGGGGAGAGACUAAUUUUAAUACAGUGUAGGCAAGCGAAGGAUCCCAUCACUUGGUAGAACGUAACACGUAUUGACCCAGUCGCUUUUUUCAUCCCCCCCCCACCACUUAAAAUAGAUUGUUUGAUCACCGUACUAUUGGAAUAACCUUUGGUAUCUGAAAAUGGAAUGUAAAAUAUUGUCGUUCUCUGCAUCGAUGUUGGCUUUGUUUCUUUUCCUGCUGCGAACCAGCUAUGGAGACGUGACCUAUUCUUUUCCGGAGGAGAUGAAACGCGGAUCUGAGAUCGGAAAUAUAGCCAAGGAUCUCGGACUGGAUCCAAAAGGACUGUCUGUUCGGAAAGCUCGCCUAGAAAUGGAUGGUAGCAACACAUUCUAUUGUGACAUUAACCUGAGCACUGGCGACCUGGUUGUUGCUGAGAGAAUGGACAGGGAGCAGCUCUGUGGAAGAAGGGUUUCGUGUGUAUUGAAAUAUGAAAUGGUGCUCGAAAAUCCUUUAGAAUUACACCGCGUCGUUCUUCAGAUACAAGAUAUUAAUGACAAUUCACCACAAUUCGCGAACGAUCGUAUUACGUUUGAGAUCAGAGAAUCGGCAGAUAAAGGCGCUCGAUUUGCGGUCCAUCAGGCUCAUGAUGCAGAUAUAGGACUGAACGCUGUUCAAAGCUACACACUACAAAGGAACGACCAUUUUAGUUUGGCCGUUAAUACGAAACCUGGUGGGGGAAAGUAUGGGGAGUUAAAGUUAGAAAAAGAGUUAGAUCGAGAACAACAGCAGGAGGUGACUUUAUUACUUACCGCGGUUGAUGGUGGGACUCCACAGAGAUCUGGUACUGUAGUUAUACACGUCAUUGUGCUGGAUGCUAAUGAUAAUGUCCCAGAAUUUAGCCAGAACAUCUAUAAGGUCAGUAUACCUGAAAAUGCUCCCCUGGGUACAGUUGUAGUGACUGUAAGUGCCACAGAUGUUGACGAGGGACAAAAUGGUGAAGUGAUGUAUGUAUUUGGCCCCAUUUCAGAUGAAUUGAAUGAAUUAUUUUCUCUAGACCCUAAAACGGGUGACAUUACUUUAUCUGGACAGAUGGACUUCGAAAAGGAGUCUGUUUAUGAAAUGAGCAUACAGGCCCAGGACAGUUUGGGGUUGACGUCCUUUGCCAACGUUGUCGUCGAGAUUACAGAUGUAAAUGACAAUGCCCCGGUUAUAUCUCUUAAAUCUUUGACCAAUCCCAUCCCUGAGAAUGUGUUACCUGGCACAGAGGUGGGGAUAAUUAAUGUACAGGAUAUAGAUUCGGAGGGAAAUAGACAGGUCCGCUGCUCCAUUCAACAAAAUGUUCCGUUCAAACUUAACCCUUCUAUUCAAAAAUAUUAUUCUCUGGUCACAACAGUUGAACUAGACCGUGAGAUAAUAUCAGAUUAUAACAUAACUAUCACUGCCACUGACGAGGGGUCUCCACCUUUAUCCUCCUCAAAGACUAUUCAUUUAUCUGUGUCAGACGUGAAUGAUAAUCCACCUGUGUUUGAAGAACAAUCCUACAACGCCUACGUGACUGAAAAUAACAAGCCUGGCUCCUCUACGUGUUCUGUGACUGCCAGAGACCCAGACUGGAGACAGAACGGCACAGUGGUCUAUUCUCUAUUGCCCAGUGAGGUCAACGGUGUUCCAGUGUCCUCAUUUUUAUCCAUCAACGGAGACACGGGGGUGAUCCAUGCUGUGAGAGCAUUUGAUUAUGAGCUGUUUAGGAGCUUCAAAGUCCACGUUGUAGCCAGAGACAAUGGUUCUCCUCCACUCAGCAGUAACGUGACUGUGAGUGUCUUCAUAACAGAUGAGAAUGAUAACUCUCCCCAGAUAUUAUACCCUGCUUCAGCAGGGAACUCCUUGAUGACUGAGAUGGUCCCCAAAGCUGCUCUGGCGGGGUCCCUUGUUUCCAAAGUGAUAGCUGUAGAUGCUGACUCUGGACAGAAUGCGUGGCUUUCAUAUCAGAUUGUGAAAUCGACUGAUCCAGAACUUUUCACUAUUGGUCUCCACAGUGGAGAGAUCAGGGCACAGCGGGACAUUUCUGAAUCUGACAGUAUGAAGCAGAACCUUGUUAUAUCAGUGAAAGACAACGGACAGCCCUCUCUCUCUACAACCUGUGAUGUAUAUUUACUUAUAUCAGACAACUUGGCUGAAGUUCCAGAACUGAAAGACAUUACUUAUGAGGACAGUUCCAAAUGGACAAAAUUUUUAAUCAUCGCACUAGUCUCUGUUUCUACCUUUUUCCUGACUUUCAUUAUUCUCAUCUUGGCCAUGAGGUUCUGCAGUAGGAGAAAGCCUACGAUGUUGUUUGAUGGAGCAGUCGCCGUUCCCAGUGCCUAUUUCCCUCCCAACUAUGCAGAGGUGGAUGGAGCUGGAACGCUACGUAGUUCUUACAACUAUGAUGCAUACCUGACAACGGGCUCACGCACAAGUGACUUCAAGUUUGUCAGAUCUUACAAUGACAUCACGCUACCUGCUGAUCUUACACUGAAGAAGAGUCAAAUUGAGUGUUUGGGAGAAAGUAUAAUCACUCUUAACGACGCGGGGAAUACUGAGGUGAGAUUAGAAGCCUAUUUUCAGUAUUGAUUGACCUUUUAUGUUAACAAAUGUAUUGAGAUGACCACAAGUCUGUCAGAUGUUUGAAUGUGAUCACUGUGUUGUUGGCUUAUCAGACACUGCAACGUUUUUUAAUUGACUGAAUUCAGGAGGCUCCACUGGUAAUAUGUGCAUUCCAAGCAGAAUAAACAGGCUACAUCCCCCUAUGGUUUUUGGCGAGGGAUUAAACAAUAAUUGUACUAAAGUGUCUAAUGCCAGGACAUGAUGCCAUAUCUACAGACUUAGUUUAUGACUUUCUAAUGCAGGAUACAUGUUUACAAGUUUGAUGUGCUCCGUUUGUCAUUUUAAACGCAUAAUAGGCUACCAGUUUAACUAUUUGAAGUGGUGCGUCUGUAAUUAUAUAGGCCUACAAUAGGUCAUAUAGCCUGCUGCUAUAAUAAAUCAACAUGUUGAUGUCGUUUAUUGGAUAGCAAUUUGCAGCACUAAAUUAGGAAUUCUCUACUGUUGGUGCAACAGAUAAGUGGGCUAUUGCGUCAGUAAUGUUUCAGCACUGGACAGCGACCAGACUUUAAGGAUCUGGCAAUAGAGUAUCCGAGAUUAGGGUAACCUUUUCAGUCAUUGAAUAAUAUGCAAUGUAUAUAUUAUAUUAUUAUAUUAUUUCGAUUGUUUUGGGUGGAUUUUAAAAUAUAGGCCUAAAUAACAUCGCCUAUCCUGUUAUCCUAAACUACAUUGACAUUUUCUUUGAUUUUCCUCAGUUGCUUCUGAAUGAUAGACUUUGCCUAAGUCGUUAAGGCUCUCACAAAAAUGGUAUUGACUGAUGCAAAACUGGUGAUUUGUUCUGGCUGACUUGUAGGCAUGGCCCGUUUGGCAAUAUUUAAGUAGCAUAUUUUUACAGUAAGAUAUUGGAUACAUCUUGUUCAGUAACUUUGGAGUGUUACUGUAGUUUUUGUGAAAAUACUCAAUGUGUCGCUGUUCACCUUCUCUGGGUGAAUGAAUGCUUGUGUCCCCACCCAGUAGAUUAACAAAUACGGGGAGGAGACUUGUUUCGGCAGUGGGGAAAAAAACAACGCAAUGACUAGUUUCAACAUAUUCCAUAUUCUUGCUUAGACAGAAUAUCGGAACUUGGACUACAAUUUUUUUAUGGCAUAACGAAUUCUGUAAAUCACCAACUUAAGGAUAGGAACGCUCCCAAGUUAACGAUGGUGGAUACAAUAUUUUUGGUCUCUGCCUCCGUUCUCUCCUCUGUUUUCUUUCUUGUUCUGCCUGACACCACGCAUGGAGACAUGAGCUACUCUUCACCCGAGGAAGCUAAGCGUGGAUUUAUCAUUGGAAAUAUAGCCAAGGAUCUCGGGCUGGAUGCGAAGAGAUUCUCUGAUCGCAAAGCUCGGUUGGAUAUGGAUGGCAUCAGCCAACGUUAUUGUGACAUCGACCUCGCGGCUGGCAAUCUUAUUGUGACGGAUAGAAUAGAUAGAGAGGAGCUGUGUGGUUCGAAGAUUACUUGUGCAUUAAAAUAUGAGCUUGUGCUUGAAAACCCUCUGGAGCUGCAUCGUAUUACUGUGCAAAUUCAAGACGUAAACGACAAUUCACCUCGAUUCCCUAAUGAACGCAUGGAUCUAGAAAUAAGGGAAUCGGCUGACAAAGGGGAACGUUUUCCCUUAGACGAAGCCCAUGAUUCGGACAUAGGAUUAAACACGGUGCAAAGCUAUACGCUCGACAAGAAUGAACAUUUCGUUUUGGCCGUUCAUACAAAUAGAGACGGUGGGAAAUACAGUGAGUUAGUGUUAGAGAAAGAGCUGGAUCGAGAAAAGCAAGAGGAGGUGACAUUGUUACUUACUGCGGUUGACGGUGGGUCUCCACAGAGAUCUGGUACUGUUGCUAUACACGUCACUGUGUUGGAUACUAACGAUAAUAUUCCAGUGUUUAGUCAGGAUGUUUAUAGAGUCAGUCUACCCGAAAAUCCCCCUUUAGAUACUGUAGUGGUAACUGUCAGCGCCACUGACUUAGAUAAGGGGGCAAAUGGGGAAGUGACGUAUGACUUCAGUAGUAUAUCUGAUAAAGCAUCGACGGUGUUUUCUAUAGAUAAAGGGACUGGUGUAAUCAGAGUAGUCGGACCUGUGGACUUUGAGGAGAGGACAGAUUAUGAAAUGCGCGUCCAAGCCAAAGAUGGGUCAGGUUUAGCUUCUAACACAAAGGUAAUCAUAGAUAUAAACCGAUAUAAAUGAUAAUGCACCAGUGAUAUUCAUUAAGUCACUUAGCAAUCCCAUCCCCUGAGAACGUGUUACUUGGUACAGAGGUGGGCAUCAUUAAUGUACAGGAUAAAGACUCUGAGGGAAAUAGACAGGUCCGCUGCUCCAUUCAACAAAAUGUCCCUUUCAAAUUAAACCCCUCAAUCAAAAACUAUUAUUCUCUGGUAACAACUAGUGAACUAGACCGUGAGAUAAUAUCAGAUUAUAACAUAACUGUCACUGCCACUGACGAGGGGUUUCCACCUUUAUCCUCCUCAACGACUAUUCAUGUAUCUGUGUCAGACGUGAAUGACAACCCACCUGUGUUUGAAGAACAAUCCUACAGCUCCUACGUGACUGAAAAUAACAAGCCUGGCUCCUCUAUGUGUUCCGUUACUGCCAGAGACCCAGACUGGAGACAGAACGGCACAGUGGUCUAUUCUUUAUUGCCCAGUGAGGUCAACGGUGUUCCGGUGUCCUCAUUUUUAUCCAUCAACGGAGAAACGGGGGUGAUCCAUGCUGCGAGAGCAUUUGAUUAUGAGCUGUUUAGGAGCUUCAAAGUCCACGUUGUAGCGAAAGACAAUGGUUCACCUCCACUCAGCAGUAACGUGACUGUGAGUGUCUUCAUAACAGAUGAGAAUGAUAACUCUCCACAGAUAUUAUACCCUGAUCCAGCAGGAAACUCCUUGAUGACUGAGAUGGUCCCCAAAGCUGCUCUGGCGGGGUCCCUUGUUUCCAAGGUGAUAGCUGUGGAUGCUGACUCUGGACAGAACGCGUGGCUUUUAUAUCAGAUUGUGAAAUCGACUGAUCCUGGACUUUUCACUAUUGGUCUCCACAGUGGCGAGAUCAGGUCACAGCGGGACAUUUCUGAAUCUGACAGUAUGAAGCAGAACCUUGUUAUAUCAGUGACAGAUAACGGACAGCCCUCUCUCUAUACAACCUGUGAUGUAUAUUUACUCAUAUCAGAUAGCUUGGCUGAAGUUCCAGAACUGAAAGACAUGGCUUAUGAGGACAGUUCGAAGCUAACUUCCUAUUUGAUCAUCGCACUGGUCUCGGUUUCCACCUUUUUCCUGACUUUCAUUAUUCUCAUCCUGGCCGUGAGGUUCUGUCGUAGGAGAAAGCCUAGAAUGUUGUUUGAUGGAGCAGUUGCCAUUCCCAGUGCGUAUUUCCCUCCCAACUAUGCAGAGGUGGAUGGAGCUGGAACUCUGCGUAGUUCUUACAAUUAUGAUGCAUAUCUGACAACGGGCUCACGCACCAAGUGACUUCAAGUUUGUCAGAUCUUACAAUGACAGCACGCUGCAUGCUGAUCUUACACUGAAGAGGAGCCCAGAUAAGUUAUUUGAAGGGAGUAUCAUCACUCUCAACACUGCAGGAGACUCUGAGGUAACCCAUGCCUUUAAUUAGCAUUUUAUUUUUGAAACAAAAUAUUACUCAUUUGCUUCUUGGCAAUAACAAUCUUCCGAACGUGAAAAAGUCCUAACGCUAUGUUUUAAUAGCAGGUGGUAUAUUAAAGUGAGCAAAACAGCAGUAGUAUUCUCUUCUAGUAUGAGAUUAUGGUGCAACAUGAAGUAAUCUGAAGAGUAUGCAGCUACAGUUCUUGUAUUGUUUUGAAUGUAUUUAUAAUUUGUCAUGGCGACUUCUAGGCUGUUCUUUCGUAUCUUGGAUAAAUAGACUCCAAAAUUAAAAUCAGCUUAUGUCUUCUAUUCCGCCUGUAGCCUACUGCUACAUACAGGCAACUUGCUCACGCAAUUUGAUACCACUUCCAGUGAAAUAUUAUCAAUAUAUAAUACUGAAUAUUAUCAAAGUGGCAUAUUCUCCUACAGAUGUAGGAUCUUAAUUUGAGCCAGUUUGCUACAGCAGGAAAAUAAUCCUGAAGCAAGAGGACAUUUAGAUUAUUAUGUGGGUUAUAAUUAAUGGACAUUUUUGUCGGGGUUGAUACAUGUUUUGUUAGGGAAAAUCAAGUCUAAAAUGUCAAAGUGGAAAUUACAAACUUCAGAAGCCUUUUUAAACCUCAAAUGUACUACACGUUUUACAUUUCCUGCAUUGGUGAUCAAAUUAAGACCCUACAUCUGUAUUGCUGUACCCGAGUUUUUCUGCUUCUGCUAAAUUUAAGUUGGUCAAUUAUUUCAAUAUAUUCUGUUUCAGUGUUCAUUGCAGUGUAGCCUACAGGACUUAAAUUUAUAGAUUCACACGCUGAAAAUACAAAUCACAUCGCCUUCCAAUUCUGAUGAAGCUAUGCUAGCACUGUUUCAGCACCACACCCAUAGACAGCGCAACUGAGAAGCCUGUUUCUCAGUGAAAAAGGCAAAGCUGCAAGUGCUCAUUCUCCACCUAUACGUCUUUGAAACAGGUUUCCGCCAAUACUUAAGUUAACCUAGAUAUAUUUUGGAUGCUAUGUUUGAAAUAGAAAAAUACAAAAAUGUUCCCCAAUUGUAUGCUACUUCCGCGCAUUCACAUUCACACUUUCUAUGAAAACAGUCUAGCUUGAACUUCAUGGGGGAUUAUGAAUUUAAGAGGUUUAUUUGGAUGCAAUUUAUUGUAGUCUUCAUUGAAAUACUCUAAGUGUCGCUGUUCACUAUAUAUUGGCCGAUAGGCACAUCUAUCCGCCUAUCCACGCAUAGAAAAGGAGGAGAUAUAGGCCUACUUUGGUCAGUGUGACAAACCAUCGUCUCGAUUAGACAGAUGCUUAGCGUGUAUCGUCGGCUAUUCCACACCUUAACCGAGCAAAUGUUUCAUUUUGAGGGCUGAACAAUAUAUUUACCACGAUUCUUAGUUGGACUACUUGUGUCAUUUGAGAAGAUGGAGUACAUCGGAUUAUCAUUGUCUGUUUCGACGUUCGGUCUGAUUUUCCUUAUUUUCAUGGUGUGCACGAGCUAUUGGGGAUAUGAUCUAUUCUAUUCCGGAGGAGAUGAAACGCGGAUCUGUGAUCGCGAAUAUAGGCAAUGACCUCGGUCUCGAUGCGAGAAUAUUUUCAUCUCGCAAGGCUCGUUUGGAUAUGGAUGGAAGUCGUCAACGUUGCUGUGACAUUAAUCUGAAUACUGGAGAUUUAGUUGUGGCUGAAACAAUAGACAGGGAGGAGUUGUGUGGACCGAAGGUUUCUUGUACCUUGAAAUACGAGCUUGUGUUGGAGAACCCUCUGGAAUUACAUCGUAUUCAUGUGCAAGUCCAAGAUAUAAAUGAUAACACCCCGACAUUUUCUAACACUCAAAUUAAUCUAGAAAUCCAUGAGUCUGCCGUUAGAGGAACACGUUACCUUCUUAGCGAAGCCCAUGAUGCGGAUAUAGGACACAAUGCAGUUCAAAAAUAUUCACUCGAAACAAACAACUAUUUUGUUUUAGGUGUUCAUACAAACCCAGAUGGUGGAAAAUACGGUGAGUUAGUUUUAGAGAAGGAAUUAGAUCGAGAACAACAGCAGGAGGUGACAUUGAUACUUACUGCGGUUGACGGUGGGAACUCCACAGAGAUCUGGUACUGUAGUUAUACACGUUACGGUUCUAGACGCUAACGAUAAUAUUCCAGUGUUUACUCAGAACGCCUAUAAGGUCAGUCUACCUGAAAAUUCUCCAUUAGGUACCGUAGUAAGUACAGUGACUGCUAUUGAUGCAGACGAGGGACCUAAUGGCGAUGUGACCUAUGAACUCAGUCGUAUAAGUAACAAAGCAGGGAAGCUGUUUUCGAUUAACAAGACAACUGGAGAAAUAAAAGUAAUCGGCCCUAUUGAUUUCGAAGACGAAACAUAUUAUGAAAUGAGCGUGCAGGCAAAAGAUGGUUUAGGGUCAGCCUCAAAUUGUAAAGUUACUAUAGAAAUCACAAAUGUGAAUGAUAAUGCACCAAUAAUAUUGAUCAAAUCGCUUAGCAAUCCCAUCCCUGAGAAUGUGUUACCUGGUACAGAGGUGGGCAUCAUUAAUGUACAGGAUAUAGACUCGGAGGGAAAUAGACAGGUCCGCUGUGCCAUUCAACAAAAUGUUCCUUUCAAACUUAACCCUUCUAUUAAAAAAUAUUAUUCUCUGGUAACAACAGCAGAACUAGACCGUGAGAUAAUAUCAGAUUAUAACAUAACUAUCACUGCCACUGACGAGGGGUCUCCACCUUUAUCCUCCUCAAAGACUAUUCAUUUAUCUGUGUCAGACGUGAAUGACAAUCCCACCUGUGUUUGAAGAACAAUCCUACAGCUCCUAUGUAACUGAAAAUAACAAGCCUGGCUCCUCUAUGUGUUAUGUUACCGCCAGAGACCCAGACUGGAGACAGAACGGCACAGUGGUUUAUUCUCUAUUGCCCAGUGAGGUCAACGGUUUUCCGGUGUCCUCAUUUCUAUCCAUCAACGGAGACACGGGGGUGAUCCAUACUGUGAGAGCAUUUGAUUAUGAGCUGUUUAGGAGCUUCAAAGUCCACGUUGUAGCCAGAGACAAUGGUUCUCCUCCACUCAGCAGAAACGUGACUGUGAGUGUCUUCAUAACAGAUGAGAAUGAUAACUCUGCCCAGAUAUUAUACCCUGCUCCAGCAGGGAACUCCUUGAUGACUGAGAUGGUCCCCAAAGCUGCUCUGGCGGGGUCCCUUGUUUCCAAAGUGAUAGCUGUAGAUGCUGACUCUGGACAGAAUGCGUGGCUUUCAUAUCAGAUCGUGAAAUCGACUGAUCCAGGACUUUUCACGAUUGGUCUCCACAGUGGAGAGAUCAGGGCACAGCGGGACAUUUCUGAAUCUGACAGUAUGAAGCAGAACCUUGUUAUAUCAGUGAAAGAUAACGGACAGCCCUCUCUCUCUACAACCUGUGAUAUGUAUUUACUCAUAUCAGACAACUUGGCUGAAGUUCCAGAACUGAAAGACAUGGCUGAUGAGGAUAGUUCCAAACUAACUUCCUAUCUGAUCAUUGCACUGGUCUCUGUCUCCACCUUUUUUCUGACUUUCAUUAUUCUCAUCCUGGCUGUGAGGUUCUGUCGUAGGAGAAAGCCUAGAAUGAUGUUUGAUGGAGCAGUCGCCAUUCCCAGCGCAUAUUUCCCUCCCAACUAUGCAGAGGUGGACGGAGCUGGAACUCUGCGUAGUUCUUACAAUUAUGAUGCAUACCUGACAACGGGCUCACGCACCAGUGACUUCAAUUUUGUCAGAUCUUACAAUGACAUCACGCUGCCUUCUGAUCUUACACUUAAGAGGAGUCAAGUUGAAUGUUUCGGGAGAAAGUAUAAUCAAUCUAAACGACGCAGGGGAUAUUGAGGUGAGAUUAUAAGCCUAUUUUGGGUAUUGAUUGCCCAUUUACUUUAUGAAACAACUAUUGAUCGUGUCCACAAGCCUGUCAGAUAUUUCAAUUUAAUCGCUGUGCUGGCUCAUCAGACACGGCAAGGUUUGUAAAUUGACUGAAUUCAGGAGUUUCCACUGCUAAUAUGUGCUUUCCAAAACCUACGGAUUUGGCCAGAGUUUAAUCGCUUUCAAACAAUUUUACUCAAGUAUCUAAUUCCAGGGCAGGGUGCCAUACCUACAGACUUCUUUGAUUACUUGUUUAAUGCAUGAUACAUGUUUACAAUUACAACUUUGAAGUGCUUUGUUUGUCAUUUUAAAUUACCUAUUAACUAUUUGAAGUUUUCUGUCUCUGUAAAAAGAUAGGCUAGGUCUAAGGCUGCUGCUUUAAGUCAACAUGUUUGUGGUUUGUUGGAUAGCAAUUUGCAGCAGUACAUGUUAUUCUCUCCCUAACGUUUGGUGUGACAGAUAAGUAAGUGGGCUAUAGCGUCGGCCCUGUUUCAGCACUGGACAGCGACCAUACAUUCAGUAUCUGGCAAUAGAGUAUCCAAGAUGAGGGUACCCUUUUCAGUCAAUGACUAUUUUGAUUGAUUUUGGGUGAUGUUUUUUAUAUAAAUUACCAAAGUCUUGAUAAUGAACAACUGUUUUUUAAUAAUAAGAUUUGAGAAGUUUUACAAUAUUGGCCUAAAUAAUAUAGCCUGUCCUGUUAUCCUAAACUUCCGUGACAUUUUCUUUGGUUUUCCUCAGUUUCUUCUGAAUGAUAGAUAGACAUUGUCUAGGUGGUUAAGGCUAUAAGACAUUUUUUAUUGACUGAUUCAAAACUGGUGAUUUGUUCUAUCUAUAAACUGCAGUGUAGGCAUGCCUGUAUGGCAAUAUUUAAGUAUAGCACAUUUCACAGUAAGAUAUUGAAUGAAUCUUGUUCAAUGUACUGUAUAUUCAGUAACUUCGUAGUGUGACUGCAGUUUUUGUGAAAAUACUCAAUGUGUCGCUGUUCACCUUCUCUGGGUGAAUGAAUGCUUGUGUCCCCACCCAGUAGAUUAACAUAUACAGGGAGGAGAUUUGUUUCGGCAGUGGGGAAAAACGUCGCAUUGACUGGUUUCAACAUUUAUCGUUGCUUGGACAGAAUUAGGAUUGUAACGUUGGCUACGUAUUUUGUGGCAUAACGAAUUUGGUAAAUCACCAUCUUAAGGAUAGGAAUAUCAAACGUUCCAAAGUUGAUGAUGGUGGUCAAAAUAUUUCUGGUCUCUGCCUUCAAGCUCUGCUUGGUUUUCUUUCUUGUUCUCCCUCACACCACACAUGGAGACACGAGCUACUCUUCACCCGAGGAAGCUAAGCGUGGAUUUAUCAUUGGGAAUAUAGCCAAGGAUCUCGGACUGGAUGCGAAGAGAUUAUCUGAUCGCAAAGCUCGGUUGGAUAUGGAUGGCAUCAGCAAACGUUAUUGUGACAUCGACCUCGCUGCGGGCAACCUUAUUGUGACGGAUAGAAUAGAUAGAGAGGAGCUGUGUGGUUCGAAGCUUACGUGUGCACUAAAAUAUGAACUUGUGGUUGAAAACCCUCUCGAGCUUCAUCAUAUCACUGUGCAAAUUCAAGACGUAAACGAUAACUCACCUCGAUUUCCCAAUGAGCGCAUGGAUCUAGAAAUUACAGAAUCGGCUGAUAAAGGUCGACGUUUUCCAGUAGACGAAGCGCAUGAUGCAGAUGUAGGAUUAAACUCAGUGCAAAGCUAUACGCUCGAGAGGAAUGACUUUUUUGAUUUGGCUGUUCAUACAAAUAGAGACGGUGGGAAACACGGUGAGUUAGUGUUAGAGAAAGAACUGGAUCGAGAAAAGCAAGAGGAGGUGACAUUGUUACUUACUGCGGUUGACGGUGGGUCUCCACAUAGAUCUGGUACUGUUGCUAUACACGUCACUGUGUUGGAUACUAAUGAUAAUAUUCCAGUGUUUAGUCAGGAUGUUUAUAGAGUCAGUCUACCCGAAAAUCCCCCUUUAGAUACUGUAGUGGUAACUGUCAGCGCCACUGACGCAGAUAAGGGUGCAAAUGGGGAAGUGACGUAUGACUUCAGUACUAUAUCUGAUAAAGCAUCAUCGAUUUUUUCUAUAGACAAAGGGACUGGUGUAAUUAGAGUAGUCGGACCUGUGGACUUUGAGGAGAGGACAGAUUAUGAAAUGCGUGUCCAAGCCAAAGAUUGGAUCAGGCUUAGCUUCUAACACAAAAGUAAUCAUAGAUAUAACCGACAUAAAUGACAACGCACCAGUAAUAUUCAUCAAAUCACUUAGCAAUCCUAUCCCCGAGAACGUGUUACUUGGUACAGAGGUGGGGAUCAUUAAUGUACAGGAUAAAGACUCGGAGGGAAAUAGACAGGUCCGCUGCUCCAUUCAACAAAAUGUCCCUUUCAAAUUAAACCCGUCUAUCAAAAACUACUAUUCUCUGAUAACAACAGGUGAAUUAGACCGUGAGAUAAUAUCAGAUUAUAACAUAACUAUCACUGCCACUGACGAGGGGUCUCCACCUUUAUCCUCCUCAAAGACUAUUCAUUUAUCUGUAUCAGACGUGAAUGACAACCCACCUGCGUUUGAAGAACAAUCCUACAGCACAUAUGUGACUGAAAAUAACAAGCCUGGCUCCUCUAUGUGUUCUGUUACCGCCAGAGACCCAGACUGGAGACAGAACGGCACAGUGGUCUAUUCUCUAUUGCCCAGUGAGGUCAACGGUGUUCCGGUGUCCUCAUUUUUAUCCAUCAAUGGAGACACGGGGGUGAUCCAUGCUGUGAGAGCAUUUGAUUAUGAGCAAUUUAGGAGUUUCAAAGUCCACGUUGUAGCGAGAGACAAUGGUUCUCCUCCACUCAGCAGUAACGUGACAGUGAGUGUCUUCAUAACAGAUGAGAAUGAUAACUCUCCCCAUAUAUUAUACCCUGCUCCAGCAGGGAACUCCUUGAUGACUGAGCUCGUCCCCAAAGGUGCUCUGGCGGGUUCACUGGUUUCCAAAGUGAUAGCUGUAGAUGCUGACUCUGGACUCUGGACUUUCAUAUCAGAUCGUGAAAUCGACUGAUUCUGGACUUUUCAUUAUUGGUCUCCACAGCGGAGAGAUCAGGGCACAGCGGGACAUUUCUGAAUCUGACAGUAUGAAGCAGAACCUUGUUAUAUCAGUAUAAGAUAACGGACAUUCCUCUCUCUCUACAACCUCUAAUGUAUAUUUACUCAUAUCAGACAACUUGGCUGAAGUUCCGGAGUUAAAAGACAUGGCCUAUGAGGACAGUUCCAAGCUAACUUCCUAUUUGAUCAUUGCACUGGUCUCUGUUUCCACCUUUUUUCUGUCUUUCAUUAUUCUCAUCCUGGCGGUGAGGUUCUGUCGUAGGAGAAAGCCUACAAUGUUGUUUGAUGGAGCAGUCGCCAUUCCCAGCGCGUAUUUCCCUCCCAACUAUGCAGAGGUCGAUGGAGCUGGAACUUUACGCAGUUCUUACAAUUAUGACGCAUACCUGACAACGGGCUCACGCACCAGUGACUUCAAGUUUGUCAGAUCUUACAAUGACAGCACGCUGCCUGCUGUUCGUACACUGAAGAAACCAGCUGAGCCUAUUGGCGAAAGUAUAAUUACUCUGAACAGUGCAGAAAAUUGUGAUGAGGUAAGAUAACAGUGGCCUGAAAAAAUUUAUUGAGUUAUCACAUUUAAAUAUGAGUUGGAACAUCAAUUUUAAGGCAUGGUAGGCUUGGCAUAGCCAAUUUAAUUCAAUACAUUUCAACAGUUUCAGUUUGUUUACUUUGUGCCAUCAUUGGUUUUGCUCCUCGCUCUUAUAAGAACUCUGUCCAUGAAAAUCAGUGCAGCACUCUUAAAUAAUUUCUGGGCAUAGUGAAACUUGAAUGGGUAGCCAAAGGUUCUAAAUAUUUGCUAACAGUUUCUUUCUUUCUUUCUUUCUUUCUUUCUUUCUUUCUUUCUUUCUUUCUUUCUUUCUUUCUUUCUUUCUUUCUUUCUUUCUUUCUUUCUUUCUUUCUUUCUUUCUUUCCUUCUUUCUUUCUUUCUUUCUUUCUUUUGUGUGGUGUCGACACAACAUUUAAGAGAUCAUAUGGCAGCCGUCCGCCCUUUCGAGGUCGUUGGUGUUUCAGCACCACUAUUGUGGAUAACCCCCACCAUUCUGCAGGCUUCUGCAAUGGAAUGACUAAAGCUAUCUAUAGUUUAACCUUUUCUGAUCUUAGGUUUUUCUAAGGAACAUCAUCAGGGAUUUUUACCGUUUGAAAUCAUUAUUUAAUUAGAUUUGUAUUUAUUUUACAUAUCAUUCAACGUUUAAUGCAGUGUUUCUUUUUUUCUUUACGAAUCUUUUUCCGUUUUAAACCCAGAGCAUACAGACGUUUAUAACAUAAGGAUUUACUUAAGACUAUACAGUGAAUAUAGAUUUGAUUUAUUAUCACGUUUGUUUGCUUCAGUUACCCUGCUGCUGUUUUUGGAAUUCUUCUUGAUAUUUUCCAACUUCUCUCGAAAUCCUCUGUAAUCCUAUAGCGGAUCUUAUGAUAGCAGGCUACCUCUGACUUUGAUUGUUCACUAUAAUAUACAUCUUAUGAAGUGUAGGCUAUCGAUUGUUUCAUCAAUUGUUAAACAUUGAGAAAUGGGCCUUUAAGCUCCCUGCGCACCAACACCACACCUUUUUUGGCCCGUUUAUUUAUUUGUUUUGAGUAAGUAACUGUAGUGUUGAAAUAAAUACUCAGUGUGUCGCUAUAUACCAACCGUGAACUGAUAUAUGUAUCUCUCCUCCCACAACUGUAAUAUUCAAAAGCAAGAAAACGCCCUACUGAGUCACAUACUAUCCCAGGAGAAAAUGGAUGUAUGCUCUGCUUCUUUUCUCUUCGUAUAGCCAACAGUUUGAAUCAUUAUUCAUCACGAACAACUGGACUAUUCUGUGCAUUAUCUCUGUCUUCCAGGCAUAUGUCGAUAAUGGGACACAA